AUGUUUUUUGGGGCAUCUUCAGCAAACUGGGAGGGUGCCCCGUCCCCGCAUCCCCCCCAUCCCCGCAAGCUUUGGGGUCCCCACAAGCUUUGGGGUCCCCACCCCUCUGGCCGCUCCCUGUUCAGGUCCCUCCUACUCUUGCAGGGCUACGAGCCGACCGUGUAUUACCCCAAGCGCCCCAACAAGCCCCUCUUUGAAGGUUUGACCACCCAGUGCCAGAAGAUGGACAUCCCCUUCCUCCCCGAGUUCCCAAGCGAGGCUGCGCUCAUCGAUGAGCUCUACGGCCUGGUGGUGGAUGCGAUUUUUGGGUUCAGCUUCAAGGGAGCGGUGCGGGAGCCCUUCGGCAGCAUCCUCAGCACCCUGGAGCGCAUCACGGUGCCCAUCGCCAGCAUCGACAUCCCCUCGGGCUGGGAUGUGGAGAAGGGGAAGGCAGACGGGCUCCAGCCCGACAUGCUCAUCUCCCUGACGGCACCCAAGAAGGCAGCAAUGCAUUUCGCCGGCCGCUACCACUUCCUCGGGGGCAGGUUUGUGCCCGCCGCGCUCCAGAAGAAAUACGCUUUAAACCUGCCACCGUACCCCGAGACAGACUGCGUCCUGCAGCUGACCUAGGGCUGGGGCUCGGCGUGCCGGGCUAAGGCUUCGGCACAGCAGAUCAGGGCCUAAUUCUGCCAAAGCUGCAGCUGUCUCCUAGGAGGAUGCUCAGCACCUCACUGGGCUCCAGUCCUACCCAGUUCUGGCAGCGGGAUCGAAGUUCACUGCAGACCAAAGCCCCCAGGACCGAUGGGGGCGGCUGCCAGGCGGGCUCCGUUUGGGGUUGCUACCUAAUCCGAGUGCUUCUAGGUGUAGACACGAUCUGGGAUCCCGGGGUCUGCCACGUAUCUGGCACUCCAGGAGAGUUUCACUGCAAUAAAGAUAUAUUU
This is a messenger RNA of Egretta garzetta (little egret), 920 nucleotides long. RefSeq names its product NAD(P)HX epimerase (gene NAXE). Gene Ontology annotation, cellular component: mitochondrion. The transcript is spliced from 4 exons. Lineage: Eukaryota; Metazoa; Chordata; Aves; Pelecaniformes; Ardeidae. The record is from RefSeq and is a predicted model, not a curated record. Gene Ontology annotation, molecular function: NAD(P)HX epimerase activity. The coding region runs from base 1 to 609 and encodes 202 amino acids.